Molecule: messenger RNA, 2247 nt
Organism: Pyrenophora tritici-repentis Pt-1C-BFP
Lineage: Eukaryota; Fungi; Ascomycota; Dothideomycetes; Pleosporales; Pleosporaceae
Source: RefSeq, a predicted model, not a curated record
AUGGCUGUGCUUGCAGCUAUAUUGCCAGUGGUCUCAAGGAGUUCCAGUCUUGCGCUUCAAUUAUUUGGGAUCGCUGCUGCGUCGCCUGAUGCUGCGAAAGAUUUUGUGGCGGUCGCAAACAAGAUCAAUGGGUUUGCGGCAAUACUCAAGCAGGUGGGGACUAUUAUCAAAGAAGAUGAUCGCUUGCCAUCACUGGAGGCUUUCGAGGCUUUGGACGACGUGAUAGAACAAGCACAGAAUAUCCUUGGCAGUUUCGAAUUGGCAACGUCCCCAGAUGACGUCCAACAAUAUGCGAGGAGGGACAGUGCUCGCUUCACAGGAACUAGCCAGUCGCAACUAGACUUUCCCACCAAAGCGAAGCUAGAGUACCUUAUGGCUCACCUCGAAGCUUUGAGUAUGGCCUUGUCUGUGUUAUUGCAGACAUUGUAUACAUCGCAAAGUAUCAUGUGGUCAAAAAUGCGCCCGACGGUAUCCCCACAGCAAUCCGCCAAACUCGUCGAAAACGAGAAGAUCCAAUUAGAGACACUGGUCAUCCAACAACAGAUGUCGAUUCUUUCUGCAUCCAAUACAUAUGAACGAUGGCCACAUUCCGACACGCAUCUUUUGAUGGAGACAGAUAGCUCGCAGAGUUUGGUUCCCGUGGAUCGUGAAAAGACCCCCAAGCCAUCCACCCUCCACUUAUACCUAGAAAAAGACUUGACUAGUCUGGAUACAUCGGUAUUUACCGAGGCAAACUCUUUACCAGUAGUUUGCAGCGUCUCAGGCAAGCAUGCUGAUCACUUGCUCCAACAAUGGACGACUUUGCCUCAGUUUGAGAGCAGGCUGCGGGACCAAGAACGCGAACUGGAAAGACAAAGAAAGGAUACACAGCAAGCCACGGUAGAAUCGGACAGUGAGGAAGAGGAAGUUCAUUCUUCGAAGCUCUCAGGCGAUGGUACUCAGCGAGUGCAUAGAUCAGGCAGCCUUGAACCGCUCAUUAUUGAAGCCAAUACACCUGGAGUAACUUCGGAGAAGCACUACGGGCCUUCAGCACCACCGACACCCGCUGCUACUCCCCGUACUUCACAUACAAGUGUCAUGCCCACAGCCGAUCAGUAUGCAUCUACUUCGCCCCGUUCAAGUCUAGGAAGCCUCCCGGUCGAUGCAAAUGCUGCAGUGGAAGCCAAAGAGGAGGACAGUGAGGUUGACCUUGAGAUACCAUGGGUAUUAUGCACUCGCAAGUACUAUUGGAAGUACAUUGACGCUAGACAAAUCAGCUCAAACACUGAUCAAGGUCCUUCGCUAGCUUUCUCAGAACGCCACAGCUGGACAGAGAUCAGAGCCAGCUGGGUAUGCAAGGAGGCCAUACAAGAACCAGGAUACUAUUUUACAGAGUUCCAGAAAGAGAAAAAAGACAACAGGAGAACCAAAUCUGAAACUUACUUCCGAAUUGAACGACCUUUGCAGUUUGAUCAAGUCAAGCGUCUCGUUGAACGAACGGUUGAAAUCUAUCGGAGAAAAGCACCGCUCGAUCAUCAUCAGCAACCCUCGCCUAGAAGAUCUUCAUUCCAUCGCUCGCCGCCAUCGGGGAAUUUUGCAAAAGGAAGCACGUUUGAUCGCGAUCGCACACCAAUGCCUCGCAAUACACAUCCUCCUCUCGGUCACACAAACGCGCCGGGGUAUUUUCCCCCACCACCAGGACCACCCUCACUGGACCGACCCUUUUCAACACCUAGAUCGGGUCCCAUGUCCCAACCUCCUCAAACAAAUGUCAAUCCUCGCGCUUCGAAUCUACAGUUGCCGCCCCAGCAGCCGCCCCCUCCACAAUCUCCACGACUGCCUUCUUACUCGGCUCAAGCCGGCGGAUACCCAACAUCGUCAACGCAACCUAUGAAUAUAGCGUCCGCUUCGCCAAUGUACUUUCCUCCUCCACCAGCAUCAAACGGCACUUUACCACCUCCCUACUCACAACAGACCAACCAAGGUUAUCCAGCCUCGCCCCUCCGACAUUCAUACAUGAACCCACCGCAGCAGAAUCGUCGCUACGAUGACGAUUUCACGUCGACAGAAGAAGAGGACAGGGAUCGGACGAGACGGAGGAGAGACAAGGAUAGAAGGGGUGGUGGUGACAGGGAACGGGAGAGGGAGAGAGACAGGGGAAGAGAUCGAUACAGCAAAAAGAGCCAUACAGGAAGGAAAGCCGCCGCUGGUGCAUUGCUAGGCGUGGGUGGGCUGACUGCAUUGUUGGAUGGCCUGAGCGGGCUGUAG